This is a messenger RNA of Python bivittatus (Burmese python), 2703 nucleotides long. It is a transcript of the gene TAF1A, whose product is annotated as TATA-box binding protein associated factor, RNA polymerase I subunit A. Gene Ontology annotation, biological process: transcription by RNA polymerase I. Gene Ontology annotation, molecular function: protein binding. Lineage: Eukaryota; Metazoa; Chordata; Lepidosauria; Squamata; Pythonidae. Gene Ontology annotation, cellular component: RNA polymerase I transcription regulator complex. The record is from RefSeq and is a predicted model, not a curated record.
AACGAAUUCAUUUGCGCGUGAGGCAGCUGGUGACGCAAAACACAGUCUUCACGAUCUUUAUAACUCAGAUGUUAUUUCGUAUUGUUGUUUUCCUUUUGCUCUUAAAAGAGGUGCUUAGAAAACUGUGCUGCAAAGGCCAGCCGAGUGUCCCGCUUUGCAGCGGUGGGUUGUUGGGUUAAUAUUUGAGGGACUCCUUUUUGCUGCGAGGCUGUGAACCGUAUGCCUUUCAGUUGCAGGCCCUGUGAAGCAAGGUGAGCUCUUAACUCCUCAGUCGAGGGCUUUUUCAGUCACGUUGUCUUCUCCUUGGGAAGCACCCCUCCGGUCAAUGGCAGCUUUUUCUGUAAUUUUGUACUUUAGAAAUUUUAAAUGUCACCCAUUCCCUUAAGAGUUCUGGUGGGCUUACAAGAUACUAUAUAGGAAAAAUUUGCAUAAAUUAUUUAUUUAUACACACACAUUUAUUCACACACUCCUGUACCUAGAGAUCUCUGUAGGACCAAUGCUUUCAUCAAAACGAUGAAAGGAGCAUCACACCUUAGGAUACAAGCUGCACCCUUUUCAUAUAUGCGCAUGAAUGACUUCAUGACACACGUAUAGAAGGGUGGCUUGCAAAGGUGUAGUGUUCAUUUCAUCAUUUGCCCCCUGCCCUAUGCGUUUGCAUAACACACAAAAAUGAACACAGUAAUACUGAAAGGUCUGGGAAAACAAAUAUUUUGAAGUUAUUGAACUGUUACAAGGAAAUUGCUUCAACUCCAAUGGCAGUUUAUUCCAUAAUAUGGCUCUUGCCAUAAAGAAAGCCAGAUUGGGUGCUUAUGUCCAACUCAUCAAUAAAAGGUCUCCAUUGAUUACCUAAGAGUGCAAGGUAAUCUAUACAUGAAUAGUUAGCCUUGCAGGUAGCUUACAUCUAAUCUAUGUAAAACUUUAUACACCACUGUGAAUACCUUCAGUUGUGCUUGGAAGACUUCUGGCAGCCAAUGAAACUGAUUUAAUAUAUGGAUAAUGGGGGGUCCUGAGCAGGCUCUCAGGCUGCCACGUAUUGUGCCAGAUAUAAUCUGGGUGUCUUCAAGGCCAUGAAGAAUGCAGUAUAAUGCUCCAGCCUCAAGGCUACCACUACUACAUGAAUCACUGAGAGCAUGUUUGUCUCCUCCAGUAUAUAGUCAGAUCAAUGGAUAACUUUGUUGAAGAACUGAGACAAGAAAGAAGUUGGCUGUCCACAGAAGAAGAAACAGAGGAUGUAUCUACAGCCAAUGCUCUGCUCUCAGGAAUUUAUUUGCCUUUGCUGCCGAGAUAUUUCCACCACCCAAGAAAUAGUGGUGUGAAACCUUCAGAAUUUCAAAAGGUGAAAGAAGAUUGUUUAUGCUGUAUCCAAGAUGCCCUCUUACAAAGUCAGUGGCAGAGGGCUGCAGAAUUAAUGAUAAGCUAUUUAGAGAUGCUGGAAAAUACAACUGCAGAAAAAAGGGUGGCAGCUCAAGAGGAGAUCUGGAGAAUAGGAACUGAAAUCUUGCAGCAGCAUCCACAGAGUAAUAUAGAAGAGAGCAACUAUUUUGCAGAUCGGAUGAAAAAUUUAGGAGUCAAGAGAUAUUUAAAGAUUUCUCUAGAGCAUGCCUUCCACCUUUUGUGUAGUGGGUUUCUGGAUGAGGCCUAUCAGAACUUGAUCUUGGCUGAAAGUUGGCGAUAUGGAGAAGAAACAGUUGCUCAGGAGAAAGAGCUGAAACUCGUUCAAGCUUAUAAGGGGCUACUAGACUAUUACACAUGGUUAAAAAAGAAGACGGAUCUGUUGAUGCUGGAUGAAGACAGCUAUACACGAUCUUCUCUUCAGCAGGAAAUGCAUGGCUUGUACCAGCAGGCUAAAGGCAGCCUCAAGGAGAUAAUUAGAAUUCCUGGAGUUUGGGAUCCUUUUGUGAUUUGUUAUGUGGAUUUGCUGGAACAUUACAAGGAGUAUGAAGAAGCACGGGAAGUGUUAAGUGACUAUGCAUAUAAUUCCAGGUUUCCUUCCAACCCUAAUGCUCACGUUUACUACUACCAGUUCCUAAAGAGAAGGGGGGAAUCAAGGAAAGCACAGAUCUCUGCACUGCAGAUCCUGCAUGAGCUUGUUCCUUCCCAUGAACUGAUGCUGGAGUUUUACAACUUGCUUAAAAAAUCAAAAAAAAGAAAAAAACAUAAAUUACAGCUGAAAGUUAUUUUUGCAGCCUUGGAUUUUGCUGGAUGGAAGGAAAAUAUAAAAGCCUGGAGUUAUUUGGCAAAGCAGACAGUAGAAAUUCUGCAAAACUCUGACAAGCAGUUUCACUGGCUCAAAAAGGAGUGGGAUACCCGAAAGGACUGGUGGCCAGCUUUUCAUUUCAGCCCUUAUUUGGCAAAAAAUAACUGGCAGGAAAACAAAAAACUUGCUUGUGAAAAAGUUCUGAUAGCUGGAAUACUGUUGGGAAAAGACUGCAAAUACUUCAAGUAUGUCACAAAAGAAGGCUGUAAAGUUCAGAAGAAAAAGUUCCGACAGUUGAAGAAAUUUGUGAAAGAACACAGCUGGGUCUCCUUAAGAUUGGCUGAUACCUGACUACUUUAGUGUCAAAUCUCUUGAUUUUUCAAAAGUGUUAGAUGAUUUUGAUGAAUAUACAAGUCUUCCUGGCAAAUAAUUUUUGUAAAAGACGUAUAUAUAAGAAUGAUAUUUUUUUACAGAGUUCUUUCUAUAAUAAAUCCAUUUGUACAGAU